Sitophilus oryzae (rice weevil) is the source of this 2162-nucleotide messenger RNA. RefSeq names its product protein N-terminal asparagine amidohydrolase-like. Gene Ontology annotation, biological process: ubiquitin-dependent protein catabolic process. Gene Ontology annotation, molecular function: protein-N-terminal asparagine amidohydrolase activity. The coding region runs from base 404 to 1336 and encodes 310 amino acids. Gene Ontology annotation, cellular component: nucleus. NCBI's taxonomy places the organism in Eukaryota, Metazoa, Arthropoda, Insecta, Coleoptera, Curculionidae. The transcript is spliced from 5 exons. The record is from RefSeq and is a predicted model, not a curated record.
AGACUUUCUUAUCACAACUCCGGGUUAGAUAAGGUCCAACUUAUCAAGUAUUUUUUAUAAUUCAAGGAGUAAAAUAUCUUUCUCCCAGAUGAAUUUGUAGCGGUUGUUCGGUGCGUUGUGGCGAGAGGUCGCGACAUCCUCGUAAAUAAUUUUUUACGACCCUUGUCAAUCUGACAGGUUAGAUUAAAAAAUUAUCAAGGAAUACAGAUGAGAAAUAUUUGUGUUCUUCGUUAAAUUGGACCGAUUUUCAUACAGCACGAAGUCCGGAGCGGAUACGUUGGUUUUAUUACACGAACUAAUGAAGUGAUUAAAGUAGCGACACCUUCUUUAAUUAGGGCUUGUUAAGAAUUGUUAAAGUGGUUCACUGUUGUUGUCCCAGAACUUUGUUUUCAGAUUCUUUGAGAUGGUGCUGGUUUUGAACGGUGUGCUUCAGGCAAAAUGUCCCCAAGAUACUCAAACUUUGUAUCAUUCACAUCCCGUAUACAGAGAGACUGCAACACAAUUACUAUCUAUUCCUAAUAAGGUUAUCGGACCUGUAGGACUCCUCUAUGUGCAACAAAGAGAAAUGGCCUCAACAGCCCCACACGAUAAAAACGUAAACAUAUUAGGCUCAGAUGAUGCUACAACGUGUAUUAUUGCCAACGUACGCCAUACAGGUUCAGGAGCAGUAGCCUUAGCUCAUUUCGAUGGUGCAGGAAUCGAUGACGCAAUAUGCUCAAUGAUCCAGAGGGUUCAGGAAUUAGCACUGGGUUAUCCAGAGGGUAGAAUUGAGCUGCAACUAGUCGGGGGUUACAGUGAUGCCAAUAACUAUUCGGAAGAAUUGUUUUUUAAGAUAAUGAACUCAUUUCACAAGCAGCCAGUUGAAGUGGAUCUGACUUUAGCUUGUGUGGGACAGUUAAACACAACAGUUAGAGGUGGUAUUUCUUGGCCUCUUGUUUAUGGCAUUGGAGUAAACGUGAAAACAGGUGAAAUUUUCCCUGCAACAUUUCCUGAUAAAGGACCAGAAUCCGUAUUGAGGAGUGCCAGGAACUUGACAGGUCUUCCAGAGGUGCUGGAUAUUUACGAUUCCAGUCUGGGCUUGCUGAGAAUAGGUCCAUUCAACUAUAAGCCGUUGCGUGGAGUGGAUUUGUGGUUAGGACAAACGGACGAUUUUAUUUUGAGACAUUUGUCAACAUCCCCGGAUGUGGAGCCUCCACAUUUUGUUGACGAAAUGAGGGCAACUUUGAAGUACAUCAGGGACAACCCUUUUCCAGCCGUUACAGUAUUUGGAGACAACCGUCCACACUUUUUUCGAAGAGAUGAACACACUGGCCUGUGGACACCUGCUGUUUUUUAAUGAGGUCAAAUAAAAAAAAAUUGUGUUGGAAAAAAUAUAUUUUCAAACUGGUCUAAUAAUUUUCAGAAUUAUUGUGACUGAUACUCGUGAUAAAAUUUAUUUAGAAGAUCGUAAUAAAAUUAGAGUUUCUAAUUUUGAGGUUGAGAAAAAAAAUUCAAGUACUGAUUUUUUUUAAUAUACAGGGUGGUCCGAAUUGUAUUCGGGAAACUUUGGCAGCAUGUUCUACAGAUAAAAAUAAAUAAAAAUGUUUGUAUAAAUGUAUGUCCUAGAAAGCUCUGUUUCGGAAAUACAGUGGGUAGAAAUUUCAUUUUUGGUUGAAAAAAUUGUUAUCUAGGUGUUUUUUGACAGUAGAAAUUUUAUUUUGAUGUCUGUCAAUAUAAUUCCUACUUGUAGGAGGCGCCACCUACAUAUUUUUAAGUGUUGUGUGUAUUUUUUUAUACAGGUACGUGCGAAAAGUUGUUGCCCUUCAAACUAGUUAAAAAAUAUGUAGGUGGCGUCCUCUACAAGUAGAGUCAUAUGACAUAAAAAUCUAAUUUCUCAUGUCAAAAAACUUCCAGGCAUCACUAUUCAUCGAAAUAUCGAUCUUUGUUUAGAAAUUAUUUGCAAAAAAUCAAAAUAAAAAUGAAAUUUAAAUACCCUGUAUCUCCGAAACAAAGCAUUUUAGGACAUAAAUUUAUACGAACUUUUUUACUUACUUAUCUGCAGAAUAUACUGGCGCAGUUUCCCGUUUAUAAUUUGGGCCACCCUGUAUAUUUUUUCAAUAUACAGGGUGUCCCGUUAGUGCGAGGAAGUUCAGUAUCGUCGUUGUUGUCGAAACUAUAAAAAA